This is a messenger RNA of Nylanderia fulva, 1256 nucleotides long. RefSeq names its product U2 small nuclear riboprotein auxiliary factor 38 (gene U2af38). Gene Ontology annotation, molecular function: metal ion binding; RNA binding. Gene Ontology annotation, biological process: mRNA splicing, via spliceosome. Gene Ontology annotation, cellular component: U2AF complex. NCBI's taxonomy places the organism in Eukaryota, Metazoa, Arthropoda, Insecta, Hymenoptera, Formicidae. The record is from RefSeq and is a predicted model, not a curated record.
CGUGCAUUGCCGCCAUUUUGACGUCAGUGUCAGCGUGCGUGUCUUCUUCCGGUAAUCAGUGAAUUAGUAUGUGAUAGAUGUAUGUAAAGUGUUCACUGCCGGCGACUUUCGAUCGUUUCGAGAAGAAAGGAUAAUAAAAUUUGAGAGACGUCGACGUAAGUCAUGGCGGAAUAUCUAGCGUCUAUCUUCGGAACCGAGAAAGACAAAGUAAAUUGCUCCUUUUAUUUCAAAAUUGGCGCCUGUCGUCACGGUGACAGAUGCUCGCGAAUUCACAACAAGCCGACAUUCAGCCAGACAUGUUUGCUUCAAAACCUGUAUGUAAAUCCUCAAAACUCUGCCAAGAGUGCGGAUGGAUCUCAUUUGGUUGCAAAUGUAUCAGAUGAAGAAAUGCAAGAACAUUAUGACAAUUUCUUUGAAGAUGUUUUUGUCGAAUGUGAAGACAAGUAUGGCGAGAUCGAAGAGAUGAAUGUAUGUGACAAUCUCGGUGAUCACUUAGUGGGCAAUGUUUAUAUCAAGUUUCGCAGAGAGGAAGAUGCAGAAAGAGCUGUGAAUGAUUUGAACAAUCGCUGGUUUGGAGGCAGACCUGUUUAUGCUGAACUUUCGCCAGUAACAGAUUUUAGAGAAGCUUGCUGUCGUCAAUAUGAAAUGGGAGAAUGCACGCGAUCUGGAUUUUGCAACUUCAUGCAUUUGAAGCCCAUCUCGCGCGAGCUACGUCGUUAUUUGUACAGUCGUAAGAAGAGUGGCAGAGGACGCUCCAGAUCGCGAUCGCGAUCGCGUGGCCGAGAUCGCAAGCGCAGAUCGCGAUCGCGCGACAGACGAUCGAGAUCCAAGGAUCGCCGGAAGAGAGACGACAAAGGUAGGGACGGCCGAUCUGGAAGAUACUAAUUGUAGCGAAUUAUGUUUAUACGAAUAUUCAUUCCGAAUAUACUUGUGAACUCUUGAUUUAACGGAAAGACUGGACGUCAAUAACGUUGUCUUCUUGUGUGUGCCGGACCAUAUCGUCCUAUUAAUAUAUUUAUAUAUACAUAUACACACACACACACACGUAAUCUCGAUACUAGAAUUAGUAUUCUUCAGUGCUGUGUAAUAAACUUCUUGUUAGUUAUUAAGUAAUCCCGAAAUUAUGAAUGAAUACAGUUUUUCUGUGCGAUAAUGACAGAAACAAAUAAAAUAUAAGCAUAGAAAUAUAUAUAUAUUUCGUGUUUUGCUAUAUUUUCACAUAUAAAUUACGAACUUAAAUAUAUCAUGAAAAACAA